Messenger RNA from Vitis vinifera (wine grape), 690 nucleotides. It is a transcript of the gene MYBC2-L2, whose product is annotated as transcription repressor MYB6-like. The record is from RefSeq and is marked provisional. NCBI's taxonomy places the organism in Eukaryota, Viridiplantae, Streptophyta, Magnoliopsida, Vitales, Vitaceae.
AUGGUUGCAAUGAGGAAGCCUGCAGGCUAUGGUGAGAAGAAAAGCACAAAGAAAAGAGUUGGGUGUGAAAAGAAAUUCACUAACAAGGGGGCUUGGUCCAAGCAAGAAGACCAGAAGCUCAUUGAUUAUAUCCAAAAGCAUGGUGAAGGUUGCUGGAGCUCACUUCCUCAGUCUGCAGGCUUGCUUCGUUGCGGGAAAAGUUGCCGGCUGAGAUGGGUGAACUACCUAAAGCCUGAUGUUAAGCGUGGGAACUUUGGGGAAGACGAAGAGGACCUCAUCAUUAAGCUCCAUGCGCUUCUUGGAAACAGGUGGUCAUUGAUAGCGGGAAGAUUGCCCGGAAGGACAGACAAUGAAGUAAAGAACUAUUGGAAUUCUCAUCUAAAGAAAAAGCUAAUGCGGAUGGGCAUUGAUCCUAAUAACCAUCGCCUCGGAGAAAGGGCUUCGGGUACUAGCAAAUCAUUUGAAUCCAGGGACCAGACAAGCAAUCCUCUAAUCUCAGCUGCCGAUAAUAAUGCAGUCUUGGAUUCUACAUGUGGCUCAGCGAGCAAGACAACAAGCAGUUUGCCUGACCUAAACCUUAAUCUCAAUGUGGGGGCUCCAUCAGUAGAUGAACAAAUGCAGCUAACUGGGGCAAAUAGUCAUAAGGAACUUGAACCUGCUCCCUUUACAACUCUACUUCUUUUUGGAUGA